AUGCCACCGGUGGAGCUCCCUGCAGCAGGAACCAGACAAUUCUGGGUUGAAUUACGACGCCAAUGGCGGCUACCGUUCGCAAUCCUUGCUAGCAAUGAUUCCUGUCUGCUCCCUCAAAGCUCUGCUACCUACCCCUACUUCCUUAAACAUUGGUCAUCGCACAGAAGUAGCCAUUCGAGCGUACAAUCCUCGCCGUCCAGCAUCAAAGCAGAACCCUGGGUCGUGCCUGAAAGCCUUUCGGCAACGCUUGAAGCCCACCGCGAUGCCAACCGCGCACCUCCAAUCCGCAAGACAGCACGUACUGUCAAGAGCGGACGAGAAGCCGCAAGACUUGUCUUAGCUCUUAGACAGAAGAAGGAGGAGAAGAAGCUGAAGGAUGAGGCAACCCAUGCAGCGCGCGGGAGAGAGGAGGAGCCUGCGCAGGACCCUGACGGCGGGUUGGGAACAGAGCACAAAAACAAGCCAAAGGGCAACAACUCUGUCGAGAUAGAAUACCAAGCUUUCAGCCAAAUGCCCAAAAAGGAAUGGAAACUGCCAAAAUCUGAUAUUCCUCUCCGAGGAAAGAGACCAUGGAUGGCUCAUCUCGAUCCAGUGGGCAAGAGUACCAGAUAUGUCUACGACUACCUUACGGCGGAGAUCUUAGCAUUCGAGAGAUACAUGGAGCCAACCGCAUCGGAGAAAGCCGCAGUGGAGAAGGCUUUGAUUGAUGUCCGGCGAAGCAUCGAAGCUGUCGAUCCUGCCAUUAAGACAUUUGUGAUAGGCUCCCGAGGCACCGGGCUGGCAAUGGCUCUUUCCGAUAUCGAUCUUAAUCUCCAGCAUCCAAACGUGGUGGGUAUCGGAGCUAAAGGCGCGCCUGUCCUGUGCUACAGUGAUCCGCUGGUACGAAAGCAAGUAAUUGGCCUACUUGGUCAGGUCAGACGCAGCGUCAGGAAGAGAGGCGGCCCGAAACCUGCUUUCGACAAAACUGCCCUGAUCGAAGCCAAGGUCCCGAUCGUUACCGCCCAGCACAACAAGACAGGUCUAGACGUCCAGAUACAAUGCACGACCGACAGUUUCGUGAGCAUGGAACUGGUAAAAGACUAUAUGCAAGAAUACCCUACUCUUCGUCCUCUCUUCCUCGUACUAAGGCAGGUACUCAAGAUGCGCGGCCUAGGAGACCCUCGAAGCUACGGCAUCGGCUCGUACCCACUGAUCAUCAUGAUCGUCGCGGCGCUGAGAUUCAGCAGCUUACGCUUCGAUCGUUUAGAUGCUGGAAGACAGCUGCUUUACUUCUUCGACUUCUACUCCAAAAUAGAUUGCAGAACCACCGGUAUCUCAGUCGAACCCGCCGAACUCUUCUCCAAACUCUCUGCCAGUAACCAAACCAGGCUAUCCUCCAGGCAACAUCUCAUCAGAGAUAUAACAAUUGACAAUAUAGCCACUACCGGAGCUGAUGAGACUUAUAUUGACCCUACCAUUAACCGCAAAAGAAUCGAAUUGGUCGACCCCCAGCGCCCAUAUCUUAUGUGUCUUCAAGACCCUGCCAACGCAGUAAACGAUCUUGGUAGGCAGGUUGUAGCUAUCCAGCAUGUCAGAGCCACCUUUGCAACGCUCACAAAAAAGAUGAAGGUCUCAAUGGAGCUCUUCAACCCGUCCGUAAACCACAACGCAACCUUCUCAAUUCUGGACCCGUGUUUGGCUGCGAAUUAUGAUUGUUUUGAGCAAAGGAGAAAACGCCUGCAAGAGGUUGGAAGAACUUUGACGGUGUCACCCGUGGUUGCAGAAUACCUCUGA
Endocarpon pusillum Z07020 is the source of this 1773-nucleotide messenger RNA. RefSeq lists its product as uncharacterized. Gene Ontology annotation, molecular function: mRNA binding; poly(A) RNA polymerase activity. Gene Ontology annotation, biological process: RNA 3'-end processing. The coding region runs from base 1 to 1773 and encodes 590 amino acids. The transcript has a single exon. The record is from RefSeq and is a predicted model, not a curated record. NCBI's taxonomy places the organism in Eukaryota, Fungi, Ascomycota, Eurotiomycetes, Verrucariales, Verrucariaceae. Gene Ontology annotation, cellular component: nucleolus; TRAMP complex.